Messenger RNA from Castor canadensis (American beaver), 1879 nucleotides. NCBI's taxonomy places the organism in Eukaryota, Metazoa, Chordata, Mammalia, Rodentia, Castoridae. The record is from RefSeq and is a predicted model, not a curated record.
CCUUCUCACUGUUCUCCACCCCCGACAAAGCCUCAACAGAACCCUGUCUGGUCGCUCUGGAGCGCAGCUCCCUAGAUUCCUAGCCGGAUCGUUGACGGAGGUGCUCCGUAGCUUAUUUCCGGUGGCGCAGAGGAGCAGUUACCAUGGUAACCAGAGAAAGGCCCGUAUCUGUCUGGCUGCGGUGAGAGGAUAGCGGAAUCGCGGAAGAGAAUUGUGAGCUGGAAUUAGAAUGGCCUUCGGUCCAGGAAGUGAUGCAGCUUUUGCCAGUCAGAAGUCAGUGCUUUCAGAGAGUCCUCGAACAAAGAAAUGUCUACUAACUGAAGAGGAGACAUUUUAUAUGAAUUGUAGAGCUGCCUACUUAACUAUCUUCAAAAGCAGCUUAGAAAACAUAAUUUCUAAAGAUCAACUUUACCUAGCUCUUCAGCAUGCAGGAAGAAAUCCAUCCCAAAAGACCAUUAAUAAGUAUUGGACUCCUCAAACUGCCAAACUGAAUUUUGAUGAUUUCUGUAUAAUUUUGAGGAAGGAAAAACCAACUUCAAAAGUAGAACUGCUUAAAUCAUUUAAACAAUUAGAUGUAAAUGAUGAUGGCUUUAUUUUACACACUGACCUUUAUAAAUUUCUAACAAAGAGAGGUGAAAAGAUGACUCAAGAAGAAGUAAAUGCCAUAAUAAAUUUGGCUGAUGUAAAUGCUGAUGGCAAAUUUGAUUACAUUAAGUUUUACAAAUUGUAUAUGACAACCAAUGAGCAAUGUCUCAAGACUACACUAGAAAAACUGGAGGUUGACAGUAAACUGAAGCGUCAACAAUUUGGAAGCCAUAUGGAAGGAUCCCUUGAAAGGGACCCAUCACCAGUACCCAAAUCAUCACCUAGGAUCAUGAGGAAAAAUGACCAGGAAACAUUCUCAAGUAAAGGUGACAUAAGGAGUUCUUUACUGUCAACAACUAGAAAGUUCAAAACAUCUGUUUUCUUCACAAUUGCCAUGAGUGCUUAUAGUAACCGAAACCCAAAGUUAAUUGAGCCAAAUUUAAAGGAUUGGCAAAGUGUACAGUCAAAAGGCUGCUUCUUUUUAGAAGAAGAUGGUGAAAUCAUUAGUCAUCAGUACAAGAUGCAAAUAGUUCAAAGGUCCAUGGUUUAUCUAACAAUUAAGCCAUUAAACCUGAGUCAAGUUGAAGGAAAACUAUCCCCUUGGUUAUCUAUUGAUACUGCCCUAUAUAUUCUUAAGGAAAAUGAAAAUCAAGCAAAUCUACAGCUCAUAUGUUGUACGGAACUGCGAAAUAGAGAAGUAUUUGGGUGGACUGGUGAACUAGAACCUGGAGUUUACUGGUUAAUUCCUUCCACAACUGGCUGUAGGCUAAGGAAAGAAAUAAAACCAACAACAAAAGAAGCUCAACUUGUAUAUAGAGAUGAAACAGGGGAAUUAUCUCUCACAAAGGAAUUUAGGUCAACUUUAUCUGAUAUUUUUGAAGUAAUUGAUUUAGAUGGAAAUGGUCUUCUUAGCCUUGAAGAAUACAAUUUUUUUGAAUUGAGAACAAGUGGUGAGAAAUGUGAUGAAGAUGCUUGGGCUAUCUGCAGAGAUAAUUUUGAUACAAAGAAGAAUGAAUUAACAAGACAAGGAUUUAUGGAUUUGAACCUAAUGGAAGUCAAUGAUCGAGAAGGAGAUCCUCGUGACCUUUGGGUAACUCUGCACUCAAUGGGCUACAAUAAAGCUCUGGAGUUGACAGAGGUACUGCAUUCUUAAAGUUUUUCCGAAGAGUUGGUGGUCAUGAUAUUUUAUGCCUUUUCUUACCUGAAAUUUAGAUACUGCCAACUAUUUAAAUAAUUCAGAAGCAAAGAGUUUGAAUACAUGAUAUGCAGGGAAAAUUGGUAAUUAAAAUAUAUA